This is a messenger RNA of Bipolaris maydis ATCC 48331, 239 nucleotides long. Lineage: Eukaryota; Fungi; Ascomycota; Dothideomycetes; Pleosporales; Pleosporaceae. The record is from RefSeq and is a predicted model, not a curated record.
GGUAUCAUAUUUCGUGCUACACGAGGCAUGCGAAUCCUUCUUAUUUCAGACUGUCUCCGAAAUUGAUGAUUCAGCUCGUCGUUGCCUCAAGUUGUCACAUGAUUGAACAACGCAUGAUGUGCACAUGUGACGAGGUACAAGUAGGUAAACUUGACGAGAAUAUGAACCGUCUAGUUGACAACGUCAUGUCACCGUUCGAUGUAUUUCGUGGCAAGACUGCCGAUUGAGGUGGAUGAUGG